UUGUGUGAAGGCAAGAAGGAGAAGAAGAAGUAGACAGUUCAUGUGUCUGGGUUAUUUGCAAGUGCCCAAAGCUGACAUGUAGACUUUCGGUCACAUGAUGCCACCAGCGGCCAGGUGCUGCCUCCUCACGGGGAAACGAAACACUCCGGAGUACUUAAAAAACCUCGACUUUGAGCCGAGAGCCAAGAAGAGAGAAGACUGAAGUGUACACAUGCUGACAUUAAAGCCAAAGUUUGACCUGCACAGAGAUGUGGAGGCUGAUAUCCUCAGGAAGGAGGCGUCGGUCUGCAGGGUGAACGAGUACUCCGGAGCAGUGGACACUCAUAUCCUGAACAUUGAGAGAGAUGGGGGCAUCCUUUUCUCUUGGAAGGGAGCAACAGGGACCACCAGAAUUGGAAAAUAUGACCCCAACACCAAACAGAACAAGCUCCUGUACACAUUUGACAAGCAGGUGUGUGUCAGCAGCUGCUCCCUCAACAAGGAGGAGACGCUGUUAGCUGUCAGCUUGGCACAAAACACCAGAGGAGUGGAGUGCAUCAAACCAAUAUCCAAGUGUCUGACUCUCCUGAUUGAGAUCCAUCCCAUCAGUAACACUAAAGUCCUCAAGGCGGUGGACUGCAGGGUCAAAGUGCAGUUCCUUAACUCAGAAGCUGACAGGAGAUCAGUGCUGGAGAGCCACCUGCUGCUGCUGACUGAGGACGGAUAUGUGGACCUCUACCAUGUUCUGCUGACAAGACAGGAGGGUUAUAGAGUGGUGAUGGCGAAUGCCGAGCGCUUGUCCAAAACAGCGGAGAGAAUAGUGGAGGAAUUCUGCUGGGUCCAGUGGGACGGACUCACCCAGAGACUCUACUAUCUUGCUCAUAAUGGAGCGCACACACAGGAUAAGUUCCUGAUGCGAUGUGUUCAGUUUUACUUCAGCCACAACUGUGAAACUGUGCUGGAACUCCCAUUAGAGUUGCCUGCUAAUUCCUUCCACACUGUCAAGUUUGUAAAUCUGGGUUUCGACCAUUAUCACCUGGAGAGACCGGAGAAGGAGCUUGUUAGGAUGGAAGUGUUCACAAACAGAAUAGAACGAAGCAUGUGUGUGUGCUACAGCCAGCCACUUAAAGACAAACAGGAACUGAUCUACACCGUGGUUCUAGUUCACAAAGACUGCAGCAAGACGUUCAGAGUACCUCUGGGCAGCGACCCGUCGCCGCAGAAAGCCUCGCAGCUCCAUCCGCUCUUCAUCCCUAUAGGUUACUACAUCCUGGUGUAUCUGCAGGGUUAUUUCCUCCAUUGUAUCAACACCAGGCAGCAGGAGGUGCUCUGUCACUCCCUCUUUCUCUCGGGUCUUGACGUGGACUUGAACCUGCAGUGUCAGUCAGCUGACAUGACAGUCUUGCAUGCAGAGGAAGAGUCUUGCAGUAGUCUGUUGGACCUGGCCAGCGGGAGGAUCCAGGCUGCUGAGCUCAACCCUGACUACCUGCUGCAGAUGCUGCGAUCAGACGCUCCUUCUAGGUGGCCCUGCAGCAAGACUGACCCGCAGCGCCUGGCCGCCCUCCACUGCCUGCUGGUUUACAUGGGAAACGACCCAAACCUGGAACUGAAGAUAAUUGAAUGGCUGUGUGACAACGUGAACGCCUUCGAAUCCUUUGAUCAGAUCCAGGAGUUUAUUCUAGCCUCUUUGUACAGAAUAAGCUAUGAGAAAUCUCUCAGCCUGGAUAAAGUCCUUCCUUACUCCUCUGUAUUUGACAAGAAGGAGAUACCAGUGUGUCUGUUCGAGGUCUCUGGUGUGUUGUGUACCACUGAGCUGCACAUUGAAGCUGUGUUCAAAGGAAAGGCCAGAAAUCUCCAGGGUUUCUGGUCAGAGCUGCAGUGGAACACUGAGAGGACAAAAUAUCUGGAUGCUGUUCCCAACCCCAGAUACAGAACCUCACACAUACAAGCCGACUGGGAUAAACUGAGGUCCGAGAGGAGACCAUCCGGCCACAUGAAUCACAUGGAGGAGAACACGAAGAAAGUUCUAUCAAUGGUGGACACCUGGUGUCUUGACAAGAAGCUGGUGCCACUUUUCCAGGAGGAGGACCAUCAACAGAGGGCGCUCGUAGGCCUGACAGUCGACAAGCUACGUGAGCAUCUCAACAGAAACCUGCCUGGACUGGGGAAGAAGAAGAUUGACUCACUGGUUGUCAACUAUGUAGCCAAGCUGCUGGAGCUCAUCAGACACAUGCUGGAGUCAGUCUGGCUGAAGUAUAAACUCGGCCCUCGUGUUUUGUGCUUGACGCAGCAGGGCAGUCCAGCCGAGUGGUCCGUGUUUCAUUUCAUGUUUCGGAUCCUGGAAGCCACGAGGGGUCUCUGCCUGCCCCUCCCACCCGGUUAUCACACACUGUUAGCAGUGUUUGCUGUGCGUUGCCUCCCCCAUCACACCUUCCUACAGUACAUUGACCACGGUGUCUUACACCUCACUGAAACCUUUGUGUCUCGGCUUAUGACAGACUUGGACAACAGUGACGCCAACGAGAGACUGAAGUUCAGCAUACUGAAGAGACUCCCAGAGCCUAUGGAGAAGAGGAUCUACCAUAUGUGGGACCAUCCUGUCAGUUCAGCUUCAAUCUCCAGAGAUUAUGUGAGAACUCUGCUGGAGAAACACAACAAAAACAAGGGAUUCGCAUUCACCGGCAGAGACAAGCCAGGCUUCAGACCAGAGUUUCUGCCUCUUACCUACCUGGCAAAAAUACUCUCUGAUAUAGAGGAACAAGCUCUGAACCCUUUCGAGGAGCAGGAGAACGUGGACGCCAGGUUCGUGGAGGAGACGGCUCUGAAGCAGACACUAAUACUGCUGGGCUUUGAGGAGAAAUGACGGAUGUGGAUGGGGGCGGAGGGAGCAGGGAGGGACACGGGAUGGAUGGAUCAAGGGAGGAACAGAUGAGGGGGAAAAUGUGUUUGAGAGAACAGCCAUCACUGACUGGGCCUUGAGGACAAGUAACGGAUGGAUGGAUGAUGGAGGGUGAGAAGUGAGAGAUGAAUGAAGAGAUUGAAAGGCAGAGUGCUCAUAAACAACUGUUUGAUGACAAAUUAGGGUGGGACGGAGGGAUAGACGGAUGGAGACGCCCAGAAGUGAGUGAUGGAAUAGGUUCAGAAAUAAGAGACACCCUGUUCAACCUCUUUUUUUUGUAAAUACAGAGGUGAAGGACAGCAGCACCUUAUUUUACACAAUGCAUGAAUGUAUGAACAGUACCAACAAUUGGAACACAAUGGGGACAAUCUUCAGUUUGCGAUUUGACUCAAUUUUAGGAAACAGGCUAUUCAAAUUUUGAGUGGAAAUCAAUAACUGCAGGCAGCUCUUUAUAUGAACUCGCAGCAACAAUUCUCCCCACAACUUCUCCGCUUUCUCGCAUACGAUUUAUGAAUGUGGACGUCAAAUACUGCAAACUGUAUUUAUAAAUCAGACACACUUGUUUAUCCUCCUGUGCUUCCUGUAGCGCCGCUGCACCCCAUCAACUUGAUUACAUGCUGACAAAAGCUUCGAAGAUGGAGUGGCUUGAUGUGGCCAGUCAGUGGCUGCUGUGCUUUAAAUCUGAUUUUAACACUGAGUUAUACAGAAUCUUUGCAGCUGAGUCAGUUGGUGAGACUGGCCGACGCUCGCAGAGAUUUACAACGCCAUCCAGAUAUUUAGCACACUGAUUGGUACUUUACACUAAAUUUGACAGGUCUUUAAGACAUUUUUUAAAAUAUUAAUGCUUGUAGGAUACAUACAUUUCUGUACAACACAAAACUAUACUUCACUCUGAGAAAUAUAAAGAUGUUUUUCCACACAACUCUCAUCCAGAGUUUUCCAAAUCUUGACAAAAGUGACUGGAAGAGCUUAGUCUAAAACUGGCUUUAUGUUGCUAUAUAUUGAGAAUUCAAAGGAGAAAAAAACAUGUUAGUACAAAUUAAAAGAUUAUGUUGAGAAUUAUCAACAUAUAUUUCGACACAUCCCUCAGCCAGUUCUCAAAUGUUAAGCAUUGUCUAAACACAAGCCACCGUACACAAACUUAGCUAGCUAGAACAGACUAAAACUCGCUACAUUUUGAUUUAAAGCGAUGCUAUUUAAAAGACGGGAUAAGACACUCUUAGCUAUACAUACGAAAAGUUUAAUUCAUACAGUAUGUAAUUAAAAAGCACUCCUCUGAAUUACAUACUCAGGUUUUUGCUGCUAUGGCCUCACUUGGUCUGGUAUGAACUGUAGCUUGUGAUGGCUAACGCUAGCUAAUGUUAGCAAACCUUAAACUCGACAGUGGCAUGAUGGAACAAGUUCAGACAUUAUUCACUACUCUCUGCCUGUGCUGCUGUUUCACUCAGUUUUAACCUUCACUAUUAUCCUGUAACUGUCACUGUAGCUGCUCAGCUGACGUUAGGCUCACUUAAAAUCAGGAACUUUCUUUUUAAAGAAAAAAACGUAGUGAUGCCGGGUUCAAGUUAAUACAUGAGGGAAAAACAGCAGAUUUCCAUAACUUUAUAGCAACUUUAUUGAUAUAGUGCAUUGCAAAAUCAGUCUACAAAAUGUCUUACAAACCAUCAAAUCAGACAAGUCUAUACAGGGUUAAUAAUAGGCAAUAAGAAAAGCCGUUACUCAGCCUUCCUGCACAUAUACACACACACACACACACACACACACACACACACACACACACACACACACACAAACUCUCCAACGUCUGGUUUGAAUAACGUGUCCGUGUGCCGUCAAUCAUGACUGAGCUCUUACUGUAAGUGGAGAAAUUCUUUGGUGGUGCUGUAUGUGCGUGUGUGUGUGGUAUGUGUUCAUAAUCCUUCACGCAGCGUCCGAAUGUUGGCACCUUACAAGUCUAAAUGCCGGAGAUUAUUUACAUCUCAUGCUGUUCUUUGAUUUGAAAAAAUUUCAACAUUCCUCUGGAAAAAAAAGGGAUUUGUUAAUUAUCAUGUUUCAGAUGUUUCCACCAAAAAGUUUUCUAAGAUGAACUGUAAAUAAAAAGAUUUCUUUUUCA
Chelmon rostratus (copperband butterflyfish) is the source of this 4991-nucleotide messenger RNA. Its product is annotated as gamma-secretase activating protein. Gene Ontology annotation, biological process: positive regulation of amyloid-beta formation. The transcript has 33 exons. NCBI's taxonomy places the organism in Eukaryota, Metazoa, Chordata, Actinopteri, Chaetodontiformes, Chaetodontidae. Gene Ontology annotation, cellular component: trans-Golgi network. The record is from RefSeq and is a predicted model, not a curated record. Bases 212 to 2842 code for a protein of 876 amino acids.